This is a messenger RNA of Ostrea edulis (European flat oyster), 2165 nucleotides long. RefSeq lists its product as uncharacterized. Gene Ontology annotation, biological process: negative regulation of apoptotic process. The record is from RefSeq and is a predicted model, not a curated record. Bases 301 to 699 code for a protein of 132 amino acids. The transcript has 4 exons. NCBI's taxonomy places the organism in Eukaryota, Metazoa, Mollusca, Bivalvia, Ostreida, Ostreidae.
AAUACAUGCAAACACUACAAGAGCGUUUAAUAUAACAUGAAUCGAACAUGUAUUGAAAUGAUCUUUUAAACCUCAACAUAGGUAGAACAUGGCGGAGAUCGAUACCUGUACGUCGAUGCGGUUGCUAAGCAACGGAAGGCGAAGUGAAUCAAUGGAUUCUGCCUCACUAUUAAAUAUAUGAAUAGCAGGGUCGGAACCGCAGAGGAUAUAUUAAUUCUGGUAGAAAGACAUUGAGCAAACAUAUUGGAUUUUUUUUUUGCUAGUCUUGGGAAAGCUAACGUUCACUAACUUCAUCCAAAAAUGUCGGUGAUUUUAACAGCCUGUAGAAAAAGUAAGCAAAAUGCCAUCGAGAAGGCUCUAAAGAAGAAAGCAGCUGAUAAGAAAGCCAAGCGUGACGCCAAGGAAGCUCGAAUGAUGGCCUACCAAGCCGACCAAGGAAUGCCAUCGAUGCAUACCGAAUGUCAUGACACAACCACAUGGAACUUCAUGAUAUCCGAAGAAACCUUUAACAUUUCCUUCAGAAUGUACACCGGAGAAGUUUACUGCAACGGAGAAAAACUGGACGCCAUGGAAACUUUCAGUGAAGAAGAUUGCAGUUGCACAUAUGAUUUCGCCAUGAGUGGACACAAAGGUCGCAUUGUCACACGGGAUGGAACACCCAAUGCUUUGACAGUGGAUGGGAUGCUGGUUCCAAACUGAUGACAGAGAUACUGCUCCGAGGGUGCCUCUGAGGGGCGUUUGGACUUUUUUCCUGCCAUCUGUGAUAACAUGAAAUUAAUCUAUAAAAACGUAUUUCAAAAUUUUGAAUUUUUGUUGUUGAAAAUUUCAAUUUCAGGGGACUUUGGGGGGAAUUUGGAUAUAAAAUGAGAAAAUGUUUGAACGGGGACCAUAAUGUUGAGGAUGUGUUGUAUAUAUAAACAUAACUGCUGAUUAUAGUCUGAAGCUGAAGCACGACUUUUAUGAUGUUCAUUGUGAAGUCUACUGUCGACGUUAGGUUCAUUGUGAGGGUAACAUUGCUGUUGAUUUAAACUUUUUAAAAUUACCAGGUAGUUUGACUGUAUAGCUUUAAAACCACAUGUUUAUUUGCAAAUACGGCAUCGAAUGAGCACCGUAGACUUAGAAUAUUUUGAAGCGUUAUGUGUUGAUAUCAUUUGGCUGUUGUAUCUUUUGAAUUUUUCUCUUUAUUACAUAUUUUAUAUAUUCGCAGAUACCGAGAAUUUACUUCUAUUUCAGAUAUAUUAUGAAACAAAUGAUUUUCGCUAUUUCUAAGUGUUUCUUUUUAAUAUUCAAUGCUGCGUUAUAUUUCUGUUAUGUCUCGUUUAUAGGCAGUUGUUUGGAAAAGAGAUCGUGAAAUAAACGGAAACGUUCUAUGGCCACAUUGAAUAUAUAUUUUUGUUUUGAAAUAUAAAGAUUUUGAGAUACAGUUGAAAGUAAAAACGUGCCUUUUCGUAUGCAUUAACAUUUACAACCCUUUACUUCGUGAAUAAUGUUCGUAUGCGGUUUUAUGGCUAAACUUUGACAUUUUGUUCCGAAUAAGAGACUGUAUUUUUAUAACAAUGUGUAAUAGAUGGCAAAUAAAAUAUGUUCUUAACUUAAUAUUAUUUGGUACAGUUUACUAUGUUUAUGAUUUAAUAAAAUGUGAACCAACCUUUUUGAUUUUAAAUGUCAGUGAUGAAAACCAUGAUUCCUGUAAUUCAUCUGGUGAAGGCUUGGUUAGGGCAAUAUUUUGGAAUUAUAUAUUUAAUGAUAACAUUUAUAUACAUUCAUAGGAAGUCAAGCUGAAAUAUUCAACAAGUGCUGAAUUGUUUUACCGAAAUAUGUUGCUUAUUCACAUUUUAUUACUACAUGUACGUUAACAAGAUUUGUUAAGACUCAGUUUUUGUAUCAUUGUUAGACCUCAUCAUAAACAGCUGUUAGGGACCUAUUUUCCUACACUCUUUAUUCUCGCAUAUAUUUUGGUUAAUUCAACCAAUGCUCAGUGUUGUAUGCAUUGUAUUCUAAAAUACCAAGGUAUUGACGUCUAUAUGCGAUAAUUAAAGACUUCGUGAGAAAAUGUUCUAUGACAGUAUAUUCCAUUUAUUUUGUACGAUCCCUUUACUUUGUGUACAAGGGCUAGAUGAUCUUGUUUUUUUGUAAUUGUUACGUAAAUAAAGAGUUACAUCGUA